This is a messenger RNA of Medicago truncatula (barrel medic), 3934 nucleotides long. Its product is annotated as receptor-like protein EIX2. The transcript has 2 exons. Lineage: Eukaryota; Viridiplantae; Streptophyta; Magnoliopsida; Fabales; Fabaceae. Gene Ontology annotation, molecular function: protein binding. The record is from RefSeq and is a predicted model, not a curated record. Bases 100 to 3726 code for a protein of 1208 amino acids.
AUGGUACUCGGCUACAAUUAUUAUAAAUUCAGCUAUUGGCAAUGAAAGAGCACACAACAAUAAAUCAAAUUACAAAUAUAUCUUGAUACAUAACUUGUCAUGACCACAAUGUCAAUGAUGAAUCCAUUUUGUUUGAAAUUGAGUCAAACAAUAUUUCUCAUCUGUUUGGUGUUGCAAGCAUAUUUUGUUUGUUCAAAAAAAGUUGUCAGGUGCAUACAAAGUGAGAGGCAGGCACUUCUUCAAUUCAAGGCUGCCCUUAUUGAUGACUAUGGCAUGUUGUCAUCUUGGACGACAGAAGAUUGCUGCCAAUGGAAGGGAAUUGGUUGCAGCAACCUCACUGAUCAUGUAAUUAUGCUCAACCUUCAUGGAGAUUUUAAUUAUUACAAUUAUAAUGAUGGCAAUAAAUUUUAUAUGAGUGGUGAUAUCCACAAGUCAUUGAUGGAGUUGCAGCAAUUAAAGUAUUUGAACCUUGGUGGAAAUAAUUUUGAAGGCAAUUAUAUCCUAAGUAUCUUUGGAUCUCUAAGAAACCUAAGAUACCUUGAUCUUUCAGGUUGCAAUCUUGGAGGACAAAUUCCUAUUCAAUUCGAGUCUCUUUCUCAUUUGAAAUACUUGAAUCUUUCAAACAACCGUCUAGAUGGUGUUAUUCCUCAUCGACUUGGAGAUCUCUCCAACUUGCAAUUUCUUGAUCUCAGGAACAAUCGUUUGGAAGGAAGCAUUCCAACUCAACUUGGAAAUCUCUUCGACAUGGAAUAUCUUGAUCUCCACCGAAAUAGUUUUAAAGGAAAAAUACCAUCUCAACUUGGAAAUCUCUCCAACUUGCAAUUUCUUGAUCUCAGCUAUAAUAAUUUGGAAGGAAAUAUUCCAUCUCAACUUGGAAAGCUUACAAACCUACAAAAGCUUUAUCUUGGAGGAUAUGAUUUUGGUGAUCUGACUAUGGACAACGAAGAUCACAGUAGAGGUCAGUGGCUGUCUAAUUUUACCUCUUUAACCCAUCUUCACAUGUCGUCGAUAUCAAAUCUUUAUAGAUUUAAUAGUUGGUUGGAAACAGUUGGUAAGCUACCAAAACUGAUAGAACUAAGUUUAAGAAAUUGUGGCCUUUCUGAUCAUUUUGUCCAUUCCUUGAGUCAAUCCAAGUUCAAAUUUUCCACUUCUCUUUCUAUCCUUGAUCUCUCUCGGAACAAAUUUGUGUCAUCAUUGAUAUUUCAUAUGGUGUCAAACAUAAGUUCCAAUCUUGUUGAGCUUGACCUUAGUGGCAAUCAAAUGGUGGAUCUCCCGUCAAAUAAUUUUUCUUGUAGUCUUCCAAAAUUGAGAGAACUAAGACUAGCUGAUAACAGCUUCACAUCAUUCAUGAUAUUCCAGUCAUUGUCAAAUAUAAGUUCCAAUCUUGUUGAGCUUAACCUUGCUGGAAACCUCCUGGAGGCUCCCCCAUCACAUGGUUAUGGCACAGUGAUACAGUCUCUUCAGGUACUUGACCUAUCAUAUAAUAAAUUGAAGGGUGUGGCAUUUAAAUCCUUCAUGAAUUUAUGCGCCUUACGUUCUUUAGAUAUGGAAGAAAACAAUUUAACUGAAGACCUGCAAUUAAUUAUUCACAAUUUGUCUAGUGGUUGUGUUAGAAAUUCACUUGAAGUGCUAAACCUCGGUUGGAAUGGAAUCACUGGAACUUUACCCGGUCUUUCUCUAUUCACAUCAAUGAAAACAUUGGAUCUUUCUUAUAAUAAGCUGAGUGGAAAGAUUCCUGAAGGUAGUAGCUUGCCAUUUCAGUUGGAACAAUUCCACAUCAGAUCAAACUCUUUAGAAGGGGGAAUUCCUAAAUCAUUGUGGAUGAAUGCUUGUAAGUUGAAAUCAUUGGACUUGUCCAACAACAGUUUUAGUGGUGAGCUUCAAGUCUUAAUCCAUCACUUAUCUAGAUGUGCUAGAUAUUCACUCCAACAAUUAAAUCUAAGAUUUAAUCAAAUUAACGGCACACUGCCUAAUCUUUCAAUAUUCUCAUUUUUGGAAACAUUCGAUAUUUCUGAAAAUAGACUCAACGGGAAGAUAUUUGAAGAUAUUCGAUUUCCAACUACUCUAAGGCUACUACAGAUGGGCUCAAACUCUUUGAAUGGCGUGAUCUCCGACUUCCAUUUUUCUGGUAUGUCAAUGUUAAGAUAUUUAUAUUUGUCUGACAACUCACUGGCAUUGAGAUUUACAGAAAACUGGGUCCCGCCUUUCCAACUGUACACUAUGGAUUUGGGAUCAUGCAAACUUGGUCUUACAUUUCCCAAAUGGAUUCAGACACAAAAAUACCUGCACAAUCUUGAUAUUUCUAAUGGUGGAAUUUCAGAUAAUGUUCCAGAGUGGUUUUGGUCUAAACUAUCAUCCCAAGACUGCUCUAGAAUCAACAUUUCCUAUAACAAUCUCAAAGGAUUAAUUCCAAAUCUUCAAGUAAAAAAUCAUUGUUCUUUUUUAUAUCUUUCAUCAAAUGAAUUUGAAGGGUCCAUUCCACCAUUUCUAAGAGGUUCUUCAUUUAUUGAUCUGUCCAAAAAUAAGUUCUCUGAUUCUCGCCCUUUCCUAUGUGCAAACGGUAGAGAUAUAAUGUUACGUCAACUUGACCUUUCGAAUAAUAAAUUUUCGGGAGGAAUUCCAAAUUGUUGGAGCAACUUCAAGUCAUUAGUUUAUGUAGAUUUGAGUCACAACAAUUUUUCCUGGAAGAUUCCUACUUCAAUGGGAUCUCUUGUAGAACUUCAAGCAUUAAUAUUGAGGAAAAACAUCUUAACAGAGGAAAUCCCUGUCUCCUUAAUGAACUGUACAAAGUUAGUAAUGCUAGAUUUGAGAGAAAAUAGAUUAAAGGGACUCAUCCCUUAUUGGAUUGGAAGCGAAUUAAAAGAGCUCCAAGUUUUAAGCUUACAAAGGAAUCACUUCUUUGGAAGUUUACCAUUCGAACUUUGUUAUCUACAAAACAUUCAACUCUUUGAUCUCUCAUUCAACAAUCUAUCUGGACAGAUUCCAAAAUGCAUUAAAAAUUUCACCUCAAUGACUCAAAAAGAUUUAUCACAAGAUUUAAGCAGUCAUCAGUAUGCUAUCGGCCAAUAUACGAGGAAGACAUAUGAUUUGAGUGCAUUCUUUACCUGGAAAGGUGUAGAAGAACUGUUCAACAACAAUGGAUUGUUUCUUUUAAAAAGCAUAGAUCUAUCAAGCAAUCACUUUUCAGAGGAGAUUCCACUUGAAAUAGCAGAUUUGAUUCAAUUGGUCUCUUUGAACUUAUCAAGAAACAAUUUUACAGGGAAAAUUCCUUCAAAUAUUGGAAAACUAAGAUCACUUGACUUUCUUGACUUGGCACGAAAUAAGUUGCUAGGUUCAAUUCCUUCUAGUCUUUCCCAAAUAGAUCGGCUUGGUGUGUUAGAUUUGUCACAUAAUCAAUUAUCUGGAGAGAUUCCAUUGAGCACACAACUACAAAGUUUCAAUCCGUCAAGUUACGAAGAUAAUCUUGAUCUUUGUGGACCACCACUUGUAAAAUUGUGUGUUGAAGGGAAACCACCAUAUGAUCCAAAAGUAGAAGUUCAAAACGAUGAAGAUUUGCUUCUCAAUCGUGGAUUUUACAUCAGUCUGACAUUUGGAUUUAUUAUAGGCUUUUGGGGUGUAUUUGGAUCAAUCCUAAUCAAGCGUUCCUGGAGACAUGCUUAUUUCAAGUUCAUGAACAAUUUAAUGGAUAAAAUUUACGUCAAAUGCAGAUGGGGGCUUAAAGAUUAACUGGGGGCAUCUUCACUAAAGGGUACUCCAUAGUGCAUUGGUGGUUAACCGGAUUAACGUGUAAUCCGGACGAAUUGAGAGAUUUUGAUGGCCGAAGAGAAACUAUCUUCUAGAAAAUAGAUUGUUGGAAUGUGUUUUUGUAAUAUGUGAUUAUGUCAUUUAUCUCUUAUGUUAUAGUCUCUUGUUGAAUCGAGUUGAACUUGCAAUA